Messenger RNA from Oreochromis niloticus (Nile tilapia), 2016 nucleotides. RefSeq names its product iroquois homeobox 1b (gene irx1b). Lineage: Eukaryota; Metazoa; Chordata; Actinopteri; Cichliformes; Cichlidae. Gene Ontology annotation, biological process: cell development; regulation of transcription by RNA polymerase II; neuron differentiation. Gene Ontology annotation, cellular component: nucleus. Gene Ontology annotation, molecular function: DNA-binding transcription factor activity, RNA polymerase II-specific; RNA polymerase II cis-regulatory region sequence-specific DNA binding. The record is from RefSeq and is a predicted model, not a curated record.
GUAAUUAAUGAAUUCAUUGUGCAGGACACACAUACACUGCGCACACAUGCGCGCGCACACACACAGGUUACCUUUUCGGUAGACACAGUGAAGACUGUCGAAAUUAAAUCACACACAUCAAUACACACGCACACACACGCAGACGACCUGGGCUAACCAAUGCACUAAUCGCCUGCCCCGGGCAUAGGAGGAGCUUGGUGCUUAAGUAGGCUGCCAAUCAGUCACUCAGCUCCACAUCCAGAAGCUCCUGCGGCCAGACGUACGCAUCAACUCCGCACUCGAAAGUGCCAAACUGCUCCUGAGACACAACUCGGUGGAAGUGAAGGCUGACAGUUUCUUCUUUUUUUAAGUGGGGGUUAUCCUGUUUUUUGUUUUUUUUUUUAAACAGUCCCGCUUUUUCUCUUCUUUUUGGGGGAUUCCUUCUUUCUUUUCUUUUUUUUUUUCCUGCAUCAUCUUUCUUUUUUUUUCGCACUUGUGACUUUGGGAGAGAUUUACUGCACGCGUACUCCGGACAUGUCUUUCCCUCAGCUGGGGUAUCCCCAGUUCCUCAGUGCCUCCCAUGAGGUGUAUGGAGGCGAGCGGCCGGGCUCUGCCCGGGAAGGAACCACCGAGGGCGGCGUGAGCUCAUCAGCGACCGCCGCGGCUGUCGGCUCCAUGCUGGGGAUGUACGGAAGCCCAUGGGCAGCUCAUAACUACAGUGCCUUUCUGCCGUACAGCGGAGCCACAGACCUCGCCCUCAUUUCCCAGAUGGGCUCACAGUAUGAGCUGAAGGACAGCCCGGGGUCCCACCCAGCUUCUCUACCUGUUCACACCGCCCAAGGCUUCUACCCCUACGGCCAGUACCCGUACGGGGACCCGUCAAGGGCCAAAACGGCCACAAGGGAGACCACCAGCACCCUGAAGGCCUGGCUGCAGGAACACCAGAAGAACCCUUACCCCACCAAAGGAGAGAAGAUCAUGCUUGCUAUCAUUACGAGAAUGACACUCACACAGGUGUCGACGUGGUUCGCGAACGCCCGCAGACGCCUGAAGAAGGAGAACAAGGUCACCUGGGGCCGCAGCGCCGAGGACCGGGACGGCCGCAUCUUCAGCAGCGACAACGAGGACGAGCACGAGCACGGCAAGAACGGCAGCGACGACGAAGAUGAAGAGGAGGAGAUAGAUUUGGAAACCGUCGAUAUCGAGAGACCCGAGGAGGCGCGAAGGGAGCGUGGCUCCGCGAGGGGGGAGGCCGAGGCGGGCCUGUCCGCCGCCGAGCAGGCCUCAGAGUCGAAGAGCUCGGAGAGCAGCAGGACGCUUUCUGCGGAGGCCCUGAGAGGAGCAGAGGCGGGUGUUUCUCUCGGUAAAUCGCCCAGUGUCAAGCUUCCCGCGGAACAUUCGCCCGGCAGGCAGGAGUGCCAGAGACCAGCACAGAGCAAACCUAAAAUCUGGUCUCUGGCUGAGACCGCCACGGCGCCCGACAGCUCUAACAAAUUCCCCGCGGCCCAUGCGCACCACGCGGCUUUGGCCUCCACCGGACACCCUGCCUUACUCCCGGGUCACGGAAUAUACACGUGCCAGAUUGGCAAGCUGCACAACUGGGCCAACGCAGCUUUUCUGAAUGCCAACUCUCUUUUGAACAUGAGGUCGCUCCUGGCAGGGGCGCCGGCCGGACACCUGCCCGUCCACGGCGCAGUGCCGGCUGCGCGUCGUGACGCACGACCGGCAGCGGUCGGCACGGGAACGUCGGGUACAGAAGACGACAGCGAUGUAGAGUCAUCAGGAAGCUUCAGUCCAAAAAGAGAUGAUGAAGAGAGCGACCACAGGCCCGAUUCCCUGAAGUCCCCCUUUCAGAUGAUCACUGACAGACCUCACCACGGGACAGCAGCACAGCGAGUUCUGACAACAACAAUAUGAGAAGAGAAAGAAAAAGAGAGGAAUAAUUUUAUUUAAUGGAGAACAGUUUAACGAAGGAUAUUUUUUUGGACUGGGUGGCCUGUUGUAGUAUUACUGUUUAGCUUCCACAUGAAAAAGAGA